This is a messenger RNA of Cladocopium goreaui, 3891 nucleotides long. The record is from the annotation of a GenBank genome assembly. NCBI's taxonomy places the organism in Eukaryota, Dinophyceae, Suessiales, Symbiodiniaceae.
AUGUAUGAGAACCUCGAAGCUGCUCGGACAAAGCGGGUCUCGCAACAGGAACGCAAGACAGUGUUUGGAGCCAAGCCAGGACUUUGUGGAGAUUCCAUGUCGGUUUUAGUGAUGUGGCGCUUCCACAGUAUUCCCAUGACAGCGAAAGUGCACGGCCCACCGCCACCAAAGGGCUCCGGCCUGUUGAAAAACCUCACCAAUCUGAAACAGAUGACUCAUGUACAGAAACGCAGCUUUAAACGUGCUUAUGCACGAACCCCUGAUGACCGUGCAGAUGGUAUCCUUGUGCUUCUUAGGUCCUCGACCAUUCAGGAACAUCAGAUAGGCAGUGCCGCCAUCAUUCCUGGUCGACUUGUGCACAUCAGGCUGCACUACCGCCAGAGAGCCUGCGAUAUCCUGUGCUGCUACAAUUUCAUGGACGUUCAUCAGAUCAUCAACAAAUACACUCCAAAGCAGCCCAAAAAGAAGAUACAGUUGCGGAAUGAUGAUGGCACACCCGCAUCACCGGAAGAGGCCCUGCAGCUCACCAGGACCUUUGUUGAGGAAAUUUGGCAUGGACCUGCUCAGGUUGAUCUAGGAGAUGCCAUCAGACGCGUUGCAGCCCACUGUGAGGAAGUCCGAUGCCUUGUGAAGACCCAACGCCAGAGAACUCAGAUCCUGAGACCUGAUGACAUUGUGCUCACAGUUGAUUGGAGUAAUCUACAACAGAACUUGCAGCUCAUGACCGUGGCUCUUGAGGUGCAAACACCGCUGAACCCCAGUGCAGACAGCUCCCUGGAGGUGCGUCCAUGUGACCAACACGUGAAUCUCGAUGCCCUUCUGCGUGAAGAAGAAGAAGAAGCGCGCAUUUUGCGCCUGCACCAGGGACUCACCGAGAACCUGAUGAACAAGCCUUUUGGCCCAGACCUGAUCCAGCUGAUACGUGAACGCAACUGGAAUAGCUUGGUGGAUCACAGACAGGCCUGUGAAUUCCUGGCUGCACAAUGCUGUAUUUGUGACUUUCAUUUCAGCAGACCGCAGGAACUGCACAGCCAUCUGCGAGUGCACCAUCCCAAAUGGGUGCCACAUACCUUCACCAAGGCCUCACAGUUGUGCCGUAGCUAUGCCAGGAACUCUCCAUGCAGACACUGUGGACUCAGUUUUCGACAGGCUCAUACGUGCCCCAUCAUCACCCAGGCAGCCAUGCUGUUGCUCCACAUGCCAACUGCAUCAGGCCAUGGGGAGACACCACCCUUGGAAGCGCUGCGCUGCGAGGUCUGUGGACUUAGAGCUUCAAGCUUGGAUGAAAUCCACAGACAUCUAGCUGACUCUCAUCGCCUGGCUUUUCAUGACUGGCAACCUGAAAGGGAUUUGAUGGGAAAGGACCCAGCUUGCUCACACUGCUCCCGGUGUUUUGCAGAUGUGUCAGCAGUCCGGCAGCACGUGACAUUAGGGCAAUGUCCGAUGUUCGACCCAAACCGUUCACCAUACUUGUUGCCGAUUGCCCCCAUUUGGAAUCAACUUUUUCAAACAGGUGAUCUUCAACCUUUUUUGGAGGACUCCAUGGUCAGAAUGCGCAUGACGUUGCACUGUGCACAAUGCGAUGCCCGGUACACAAGGUCAAACGACCUGAUGCUGCACCUGCAAACGGCCCACUCGGCCAUGUGGACCAGAGCUCAAGCGCUGACGAGGUUCCUACUGAAGGUCUGGCCGCCUGAACACUCCUGUGUGUGCAAUCCAAGUCUCAACAAGGUCACUCUGACCCAUGUGUGCCCCUUUUACCGACAGAUUGCCAUGCUGGCCACCAGAUCGGCGAUGGAGGUGUUCCUACCAUGGCCUGCUGACAGAGGAGCACUUGAAGCCAUGUUGCAUCACAGCCAUCGCAAUGCAGCCUGUGCCACCUUGAUGGAAGCAGUUCAUAGCAGGCAAGUGCGCAUGAUCUUGAGAGACCCAGCACUGCAGGAAUUCCUACGGGAACACUGUGUUCUAUGUGGUGGAGCUUUUCAUCCAGCUCUUUUGAGAGACCAUGUCCUUCAAGUCCAUGCCUCAAAGCUGGAAGAUGUGAUUGACCUCCUGCCGUUUUUGUAUGAAGAAUACACACAAGCGGCCCACACAGACCAUCAGUGUGCACAGUGCAAUCAGAUUUUCAACUUGCCCUUGCUUGGUGACCCGCCGCUUUCGGAACAACAUGAAGCUCAGGAACUUCUGGAUGCCUUCGGAGCCAUGGCCCCCCUGCUGAAGAAAUCCAGCCUGGCAACAAACGACGGAGGAAGGGAUCACAAGAAGGCCAAGACGCAGCACAAGCCCAAGGAGACAGACCAGCAAGUCGACCUCCACCAGGUGGUACAACAGAUGGCCAGACUCCUACUGCGCCUGGACGUGGAUCAGAAUCUGAUGAGAAGACAAGACUCUUUCGUCUUCUACAUGCAAAUGGAGCAAGAGUCAGUGAUCCACGUGCUGAGCGCCAAGGCCAAGACAUGGCAUGCAGAGGUGACCCAACAGACGGGCCAAAUGAAGACUCAAGACUGGCGGCCGCUUCGAGCCACACUGAUGCAUACCCUUGCCCUGACCUUGCAACACCGCUUGAUGAAGCUCUACCAGAGCCAACCCUCGGAUCCACUCUUUCAGACAGCUCUGCAGCACAGGCUUUUGAACGACAAAGGGGAGUUCUUCUUUCACAGGUGGGACACGGCCAGUCAAUCUCUGACCCAGACAGAUCAAACACCGGUGCCCAUGGAACGCAUGAAGAGGUAUGUGGACCAAUUGGUGGAGAACACAAUGGACCCUGCCAACACGAUCAAAUUUCACAGCCUGAAGCCCUCCGAUCAGCAGAUGACACCGUGGCUCCUACAGAUCUCCCUGCGUUGCGACGAACUGCAGAUGCUGUUGGAAGCGUUGGUGGGCUGCAAGGUUUGCCCUGUAGCUCCCUAUGAACGCCUGGCACUCAUGGACGCCCUUAGCCAGCUGACCCCCACCAACCCCGGCAAUCAGUGCUUUGUGAAUGCAGCUAUGAUGGCGACGCUUUGGGCUGUUCUGAGCCGGGUUGAUUUUCAGUAUAGUGAUUUGGGGCCAAAGGCCACCCUGAUUGCAAGCAGCAUCAUGUCCUUCUCAUUGGGUCCACUCAACCUUGCUGAACUGAUGUGGUUUCAUGAGACGAUGCAGUCAUGGCCGAACCCCACCAAUCAGGGUGAUCCAGUGGAGUUUCUUUCACAUGUUCUCAGGGGAAUGCAAUUUGGCGGCUUCAACAUGAAGUGGGAACGUCGAAUGCAAGAAGGUGAAACAGUCCGGAUCAUGGACCACAAUGAUGCCCUGCGUCCAAUUACGGUACAGUUUGAUGAAUCUGAUCCUGACGCCAUCCAUCAUGGCUACACAGCACUGCAAACCAUGAUUCACACAUGGGAAUCCCAAUAUGGUAUGCAAACUGCCCUGACUGAUCCAUCAGCCUUGGUAUGCAUCCACGUUGACCGCUUUGUCAACCAAGGCACUUCAGCUGUGACGAAAAGUGAGCGCCCUAUUCAUUUCCGUGGAAGCCUUUCCUUGCCCGUGUUUGAUCACACAGGCCUUGAGGUCAGCAGGCGUGGCUACCAGGUCAUGACGGCCAUUGCACACUUAGGCACUGAUGCUGCAGGCCACUGCAGGGCCCUUCUCAAAACGUGGCCCAAGGCUGCCCCAAAUGAGGUCAAUUUUUUGAUCACUGAGGAUGGCCAGCCACCGCAGAGGAUCUGGGAGGAACCCCGUUGGUUCAAGCAGAACGUGACCUGCUUCCUGCUGUGCGACUGUGACAGCAUUGACCUUUUCAAGAUGCCAGUCCAGCCUGAUCCUGCGCCAGCGACGCCGUCCACGGACUCAUCCAGUCCAGCCGAUCCUGAGCUUAGCACCUUGCAGAGCCUGAUCCGUGCCAUGCCGAAAUAG